Molecule: messenger RNA, 390 nt
Organism: Ilex paraguariensis (yerba mate)
Lineage: Eukaryota; Viridiplantae; Streptophyta; Magnoliopsida; Aquifoliales; Aquifoliaceae
Source: the annotation of a GenBank genome assembly
AUGCAGGCCGGGCUUAGAGCAUGUGAAACUCAUCACUACCUCAGCCACUCGCUUUGUAGUGUUGUUACACAAGAUAAGCACGCUGCCCGCCUGCUGGCUGGACGAAUUGAAGUUCUCCUCCAGUCAACUAUCCAACCAAUCAAGUGCAAAAAAUACAGUAGAAUCACGCAACGCACGCUGCUGGUGUGCUUCCUGCUCGCAAGGAAAGAAAGAAGAGCGAUAAGGGGGCUGUAUUGGCGAGAUCCAACGGUGAACAACUGCCCAAAAGAAAAACCGCCUGGAAGUCCGAGGACCUUCAGUACUGUACUCUACCCCCGAACCAGCAGCCUUUGCUCCAAGCAAGACCACCCUUGUCCCUUUCCUUUCUCCAUUCCGCCUCCUUCCUUUUGA